Messenger RNA from Eutrema salsugineum, 939 nucleotides. Its product is annotated as protein SPT2 homolog. Gene Ontology annotation, biological process: regulation of DNA-templated transcription; nucleosome assembly. The record is from RefSeq and is a predicted model, not a curated record. The transcript is spliced from 6 exons. Gene Ontology annotation, molecular function: histone binding; DNA binding. NCBI's taxonomy places the organism in Eukaryota, Viridiplantae, Streptophyta, Magnoliopsida, Brassicales, Brassicaceae. Gene Ontology annotation, cellular component: nucleolus. The coding region runs from base 1 to 939 and encodes 312 amino acids.
AUGGCUUGCAGGAAGAAGACGCAAGACGGAAACGCUCUUGCUCCAAACUCAGAAGAGAAAAGAAAACUUCCGUUUAACGACUUUGGUUCCUUCUUUGGUCCUUCUCAGCCUGUUAUUGCUCAUCGAGUAUUACAAGAAAGCAAAUCGCUGUUUAAAAACGAGCUUUUGGCAGCUAAAAUGUUGAACUCAAUCCAAACAAAGAAAGGUUCUGGUCCAGCGACUAAAAAUGCGAAUGAGCAGAAGAAAAGAAAAGCUGAGAUAAUUAAGGAUUCAAGAGACUACUCAUUCCUUUUAUCUGAUGAUGCUGAGCUUCCUGUUUCACUAAAGGAACCACCUCCUCGUAACGACCCUGUUCCUAAUUCUAGACCAAGUUUUUGGAAAAACCAAAUGGAUCAUCCGAGACCCGAUGCUUCACGCAGCCAAAUGCGUUCAAGACCAGUUCCUGCUACAAAACCAAAGGAUCAUAGAAUAAAUCUAAAUCAGAGGCCACUUUCCUCAUCAAAGCCAAAGCCAAAGCCAAAGACAUUGACAUCUGAUCCUAAACAACAAAGGGUAGAACAGAGGAAGGCAUCUCAAGAACUCACAAGUUCUCGAAUGGUUCCAAGACAACCAUUGCCUCCUCGGGUGAUUAGCAAACCACCAUUGAAGAAACCUCAACAACUGAAGACAAAGAAGAAGAAGCAGAAGAAAAUGUCGGAAGAAGAUGAGUCGGCGUUGCGAAUGAUUAGAAAGAUGUGCAAGACUGAUCGUUAUGCUGGGCGUGAUUUGGAAGAUUAUGAUGAUAGAGGCAUGGAAGCCAACUUUGAAGAUAUCAUCAAGGAAGAGAAACGAAGCGAGAAACUUGCGAAGAAAGAAGACGCGGAACAACUACGGUUGAUAGAAGAAGAGAAUACGCGAGAAAGAGUGAGAAAGGAGAAGAAACAGAAGCUGACCCAUUAA